Bubalus bubalis (water buffalo) is the source of this 6916-nucleotide messenger RNA. It is a transcript of the gene CC2D2B, whose product is annotated as coiled-coil and C2 domain containing 2B. NCBI's taxonomy places the organism in Eukaryota, Metazoa, Chordata, Mammalia, Artiodactyla, Bovidae. The coding region runs from base 1153 to 5412 and encodes 1419 amino acids. The record is from RefSeq and is a predicted model, not a curated record. The transcript is spliced from 35 exons. Gene Ontology annotation, cellular component: ciliary transition zone. Gene Ontology annotation, biological process: protein localization to ciliary transition zone; non-motile cilium assembly.
UUUCCAGGCAAGAGUACUGGAGUGAGGUGCCAUUGCCUUCUCCAAUUACAGAGAAAGCAGCUAAUAAACAUUUGCUAAACGUUUGAAUGAACGAAAGCGUACAUAGAUAGCACCGCCGUGCGGCUUUCCAUACUAGCAAGAUUCCUCACUUCCCACCACGCCCCCGCCAAGAGUUUGCCAGGACAUAUGUCCAACCACAGAACAUUUUAUUUAACUCUUUAUUUUAACACGGCGAUCCAUCACUGGGAAACGAAGAUAAAACAAUGUAAAGUUUAUUAUUAUUAUUAAGCAAAGAUGACAUGACUCGAGUGAGCGUGUCCAGCAUGCCCUAUUUUAAGCUUGAAAAAUAAAUUGAUUACACUAAUAGCAGGCUCCGGAAAGAGAAAGACCUCCCCUUCUCCCGCCACCCUGCAUAUCCCGGGCGGUCUUUUGAGAUGCCACACCCAAAGCGCCUGAACUCAAAGAAUCUCUCCUCGCGGCAAGGCAGAGGCAGCGCAGAGCGAAGCAGGUCGCAGGCUCCCAGGCGCAUCUGGACGGCGUUGGCGACCGCACUUCCACGGGCAGCUGGGGAGCAUCCUCCGCCAGGAACACCUGCUCAGAGGCGACUCGGGUGGUUACCCCGGGCCCGCGCAGGCCGGGGAGCGUGCGGCCGAUACUUACCGGUUGGGGAUACAAUUCUAAACCAGGACGAGAGAUGUGGGGCUGUCACGAUCCAGGCCAGCCCGCUUUCAGAUCUCUUCCAGAACAGCCACCAGGGCAACUGCGGCUACUGAGGCACAAGCUCAGCGGCGGGUGAUCAAAACCCGCGGCUCCCACCAGGCACGCUAGGCUGAGACGAGGGUGAGUCCCAAGCCCUGACAGCCAGGUGAGCAGAAGUAGCGCACCGAAGAUUCCGGAAGAUUCAGGCUCGGCGCGCGCUCCCGCCAGGCUGGCUGAGAGGCCACAUCGCGCAUGCUCCUGGACCGCCUAGACUUUCAGCCCCGAGGAGGAAGAGCUCCGCAGGCUUGGGGUGCGCGGGGUGUAGACGUCGCGAGCGGUGCGAGGCGGUUGGUGACAGCUCAGAGUCCGUGGUGAACUGCGCGUCCUGACUUCGCCGCCCAGGCAUAGCAGAACUGCACCGACCAUCCAGAAAGUGGAAAUGAGAGAAGCAUCAUGAAAAAGAUUUCAAAGAGAAAAGAAGAUAUUUUCAGAAAGAUGUCAGAAGACACAGAUAACAUUGCAGUAGAAGAAAAUGUAGACAAGCAUCUUCCAAAAGAUUUGAAUAUAGAAGAAAAUCGAAACAUAAUAGAAACUCUGAGAGGCAAAGUAAGAGAAAAGCUAAAAAAUGCCAAGAUUAAUCAAGGUGAAAAAUCGUCAACUCAACUGCUCAUUGAUAAUAAGGUAUAUCAGUGGUCUAAGGCUGAAGUUCCACUGGAUGAAGGUCUUUCAUUUUUCAUUCUGAGUGGUGAAGAAGACUCAGCUAUAGGCCAAUCUGCAGAGCAGAACUUUGCUGAGGGCCAAGAUGAAGAUUUUGUGGAAGAAGUCAUUUUCCCAGAUUUACUUGAAGUAAAGGCUGCUGAUUAUGAAGAUGACCAAGAACAAAUAAAAAAACCACAGGCAAAUAUUUUUGUUCCAAGUAGUUCUCCAGUGAUCAACCAGCUUAAACUGCCAGAAGAUAUGAUGCCACGCAUUUUAGAAGAAGAAGGAUUCUAUAUUCAGAAAAAGCCAGAAAUAUAUAAAAAGACCUGCAACAAAAUGGAAAAUCGUCUGCUUAAACUAGAAGAGGGAAAGUGUUGGUUUGAAGAAAGUGGAGAAAUAAUGUCAUUACCUUCACCUAUUAGACGGUCAUGGAAUUUCAGACUAAACAUAAGCAAGGAACCUUUAAAUCCAGCACUGACGACCAUGUAUAGAAAGGCAGUGAAAUCUGAUCUAGAAAGCUCUAUUAGGAACAAAAUGGAAGGUCAAAGGGAAAUGUACCAAUUAGAUCUCAAUAUAGUGGGUUUGCAAUUCAGUCAUCAUCCUCUCUUCAAUCAAGAACAAGUAUUAUGUGCUAGGCUGCUCCAACUUUAUGAGUGUUUUCAGGACAGGCAGCAACAGAAUUUACCACAGCUGCUUUAUGAGAAGCUUAAAGCACUGAUGGAUGCUACCAAAUUAGCAAAUGAAAAUUCGGAAAUAAGCCAGCUGACCAGAAAAUCUUUGCAGGAUUAUUAUCGGCAGAUAAGUGAUACAAAACAACUCUAUGAGUUAGAAAAGGAAAAGGACUUUUCCCUGCUACACAGUAUAUUAAGGACUUGGAAACAGAUAAAAUCCCUUCGACAACGACAAGGGUUUACAAGCACUUCAGUAAAGUUACAGUUUCAGAGGUUGAAAAUGAAUAAAUGUGAUGAACAAAAACAAGAAUUGUCAAAAAUGCCUGGGACUGAGAAGAAAACUGAAGGAAAAGCAUUUAAGAACAGGAAGAAACAGGAGAGCUUCUCAUAUUUAGCUUCAGAAUUUGAAGAAACAGAUACUGAAAUAGUAAAUCCAAUUACCAUGAUACCACAACUUUCUUUCACAGCAGAAUUAACAAACUUAUCUAGAUGUUCACUGUACGAACAAAAGAGGAGAGCCAAAAUUCGAAAGCUUAAAUAUUUUAUUAAAAUCUUAUACAACGAUAAACAGGUUUCUUGCACUUCAGUAUCUCCUCUACAGUUUGAUUUUAAAGUCAUGUUUCAGCAAAUUUUCAAUAUUCAGUUAAUAUAUUGGCCUGAAACAAUUUGCUUGGAGGUUUAUGAAAUAAGUAAAAGGGCGUGCUUAUUGGCAAAACUAUAUUUACCCUUACCUAACAGCACAGAGUUGAAAAGCAAAACUAUUUUGGAAUAUCUAGAAUUUAGCUCUGAUAAACUGGUCAUACCUGCAUAUGGAGAAGUAGGAAGCAAUGUGCCCUUUCUUCUUGAGGAAAAUGGAACUGAAGAACUUUGUCUUUUGACGUCAGGAAAACUAAGCUAUUCUCUGUCGUGGGCCCUAGAUGAGAACGGUGCUCCUCCGCCAGCGGUGCCUCAGUCACGAUCUGCUUUCUGCAGUGUGUUAAGGAAUGUAGAUGCAAGAGGUGUUCCUGAAACUCCAUGGCUUAUUAAUGCACAGAAGCUUUUUGAAUGGGCCAAUGAGGUCAGAAUUGACCCAAAUAACCCAGAAUGUUCUGAUUUAAUGGAAUUUAUUAUGUACAUAAAACAUAAAGGACAGGAUAUCCCAAAGUAUUUUCGUCUUGAACAGUUGCAAGAUGAAUUUAACUUUGUUUCUGAAGAAGAAAUGAAAAAGAGUAAACGUUUCCAGCUAUUGCAACUUAGAAAUGCUGGACAAUUAGAUGUUUUCCUUCUGCAGCAAAUGCCCCUUUAUGAUAGAGAGAUUCCAGAUUUAGUCUUCCAGGAAUAUGAAAGUCAGAUAGAAAAGGAUAUGUCCAUUUCGGAUGUGAAUUCUAUUACUGCACAAAGGAUUAAUUCUGCCAAUUUUCUGAAAAAGAUGAGAAGGUUGGUAAUGAGAAGAAUUGUCAAAGUUAGCAAAUUUAACUUAUCAGAUAUUGUGGCUGAUUAUGAAGAAAUUGUAUCUGCAAGCCAGUUGAUAUAUGCAGUUUGUAAGCUUCUUGAACAACGAAGAAAGUUAAAGCCUCAGAGGAAAGAAAGGAAAAAAGUGGCAGUACAGACUAUCUGUGAUAGAGAUAUUAAGAUUCUUAUCAGAAUACUGAGAGCUUAUAAUAUUCCUACAAGGAAAACAACAGUUAAUAGGUCCUUGGAUAUGCCUACUUAUUUGAUAUCAUCCAUGUCUCGCCUCAGACAUAAAGAAACAAUCAAAUCAUUAGCCUCAGAUGAAGUCUUAAAUGAGGAUACUGUACACCCCUUUGUGGAAGUUUCCUUUCAGCACACUGUAUACCAAACCAGCGUUGCCAGUGGAUCUCAUCCAUGCUGGAACGAAGAAAUUAAAGUAGAUUUUAUCUUACCAGGACAUGAUUGUAACUUCUCAAGUUUAUCUAAGAUAAAAGAUAAUAUAUAUAUCAACAUUUUUGAUGAAAUGAUUAUUGAAAAGCAUGAGGAUCGCUGUUUCAAGAGCUGUAGUGGUCAUUCAUAUAUAAGAAAGAAUUGGCUUGGAUCCAUUGUCUUCCCUUUCUCUGCUCUCCUACAACAAUCUGAGAUUAGUGGAACAUUUCAAGUAAAUAUUCCACCUGUUUUGCUUGGGUAUACUUGGAGUAAGACUUAUGUGUCUCCUAAAGAAGAUUAUAAUGGACAGAAUUUAAAAGAAUGUACCUUCUUAAAUAUUUUUGCUACUAUUGAACCUCAAAUAUCAUAUGCCAUCUGUAGUCCAGAACUAGACAAGUUUUCAGAUCAAAUAGACAUUUUGGAGAGAGCACGGAUUUUUACAAAAAAUUGUAAGGCAUUGUUUCCUAAACGAAGAAUCACCACUACUGUUUUUAAUGAUGAAGGGAUACAGAUCUUAGUAAUAAGAUACAUCAAAGCAUUGAAUCCACCUCAACAACUCCUGGAUAUGUUUCUUCAUGAUUCUAAUGCAAGACUUGACCUUGUUGCUCACUUUGUAUCUUUGAUUCCUAUUAUGCCUGAGGCACUGGAUGAAAAUGAUGGUUUUGAUAUAUGGAUGACAUCAGAGCGCUGCAUCAGUUUAGCUAUUGGAAACAAGGAGGAGCAUGCCAUACUUCUCUGUAAUUUCUUCCUGUAUUUUGGGAAGAAAGCUUUGGUCCUUCUAGGAACCUCAGUGUUGGAAGGGCACGUGGCUUAUGUAUUAACUCAGGAAACUGAUGAAUAUUUGCUUUGGAAUCCAUUAACUGGACGGUGUUAUAAGCAAUUUGACCCAUUUUGUCCAUUACAAGGUGUAGAUUGUUUGUUUGAUGGUGAAAACGUCUGGUUUAAUCUUCAGCAGAAUAAUUCACCAAUGGCUGUGUAUUUUGACUAUUCAAAGGAAAGUUUCUGGAAACAAUUGCUUCCAAAAAAUUAUCAAGGAACAAACACACAAAGCAUUCAGCCUGAAGAAAUAAUUUAUUCUGAUACUAAUAAGAGCAUGGUAGAAGAUCUAAAGAACAGGAUUGAAAGAACUCUGAAGUGUAAAAUAAUGGAAUGGCGGCCUAAACAGCCCACACGUUGGAAUAGACAGUGUACUCUCAUUUUACGACAGAUUCUUCCUAAGUUAGAACUUGGUACUGGAAGCUUUGUUUCAUCUGAAGAAGAGAGUGAAUUUGAAAGACUACUACAAUUUUAUUGGGUCACAGGAUUUCCUAUCCAGAUGCCAUACACUGAUGUACAGUCAGUCAUUGAUGCUGUGUAUCAAACUGGAAUUCAUUCUUCUGAAUUUCCACAGACAGAAUUUGCUCUAGCUGUGUACAUUCACCCCUACCCAAACAACAUAUUAUCUGUGUGGGUCUAUUUGGCUUCAUUAGCUCGACAUCAGUGAAAAGGAAAAAGAUAGAAGGAGAAGAUGGUACAUGGGCCCCCAACCAGAAGACAGAUGUUUCUGAUGCUUGGGAUUUUUCUGUUUAUCCUCAAUUCCAGACAAGCAUGAGUCCAAUUUUUGGCUCACUUAUAGAGUAGGGGACAAGACUCACUGCCUGAGUUUCUGGAGACAAGUAUAAAUGACCUCCUCAUCAGAGACCUCAUCGAGGAGGACCCUUUGGAAAGUCUGGCUCCUGGGGUCACUGUCUACAGUAGGUUUAUUCUGGGAAAGAAACAAUUCUGGCCUCUUUCUAAAGCCAGUGUUGCUCUACCGCCUCCAUCAAAAUCACUUGGAAAGCUUAUUGAAAAUGCAAGUUCCCAUAUCCCAUCCAGGACCUACUGAAUCAGGAUCUCUGAGAGUACAGCUCCAGAACCUACAUUAUUUAAAACAAGCUUCCCAGGCAAUUCUCUUAACCAGUUAAGAAUGAGAACCCUGCCUUACAGAAUGCUGUCAUUACUAAAGUGAGGCUGAUAACUUUGAUGAUGGUUCUGAUGGAAUUCCAGGCAGGAGUUAUUCAAAUAGAAACCCAUGAGAUAAAAGAUUAUUUCACUGGUUAAGAAUAAGAAGGAAAUAUGCCAUGUUGGGUUAAGGACAGCUUCAGAGGGCUUCUUAAAAGUUUUCUCUUUAUAUACUACUGACCUAAAGUCAUUUCACCUCCAAGUAUUUAGAAGGGACUCUCAGGAAACACUACCUAAAUUCUUUCCUAAUUUUGUGAGAAAGGGAGAUAAAGGUCUUACCCGAAUCUCAGAGUCCUCUUUAACUUAAUGAGCAGCUCCCCAUUCUGCCUCUGGCACUUUCUGCUGCUUUUCUUUUACAGUGGUGCCCCAAGGAGACCCCUCCAGGGCCUCAGGAAAGAGUGGAUAGGGAUCUAAGUAGAAAACACUGUACUUUAUUGUAUUUGAUUGUUCUGCACUUCAUUGAGAAAAGUAUUCAAAUAGUUUAUUUAAAUGUUACAUAACAACUUAUUUUUUAAUCAAAGGAUAGAUUUCCAAAGGUUCAUGAGAGCAAUUUUAUAUGAGGUUAAAGUAAGAAAAAGAAGCUUCACUUCUCCCACUGUAGUAGCACUGGGGCUCCUUGAAUCACUCCCAGAGAAGCAGAGAGCAAAAACCCCAAAUUCAUCCUCAGGGAACCCUCAGCCUAAGUCCCCUCUCCCAAUAUAUCUGCAGAGGCCAGAGAAGACCUCAUUUAUUUGCAGGAUGUUAGUCUCAGACCAAACUCAAGAUUACUAGAAAGAAAGGGUAUGUAGGUAAAGAGAAUGUUUUUCCUUCAAGGUUAACACUUUAUUAUGUAUGUCUUCUGCCAUGCAUCAGAAAAAUGAUCAGAAUUGUUUUUAUUUGAAUGUUUGUGUUUAAAUGCUGUAGGAGGUUUUGUUAUUAACAAGUUUCCCACAUCAAUUGGGGUAGCACAAAAAUGAUAUCUGUGGAAAGACAAGUUUGCCAAAUAAAGGCUGAAUUCAUGCAAUUCA